This is a messenger RNA of Lasiodiplodia theobromae, 1086 nucleotides long. RefSeq lists its product as uncharacterized. The transcript has a single exon. Lineage: Eukaryota; Fungi; Ascomycota; Dothideomycetes; Botryosphaeriales; Botryosphaeriaceae. The record is from RefSeq and is a predicted model, not a curated record. Gene Ontology annotation, molecular function: nucleic acid binding. Bases 1 to 1086 code for a protein of 361 amino acids.
AUGGCCACACUCAUAGAUUUGCCACAGGAGCUCCGUCAAAGGAUCCUUCUCACAGCCGUACAGCAAGAAGACCGGCUAGCCGGGAGCAAAUGGCCCAAAACCAUCAUCGCGCUCCUCCACGUGUGCAAAACGCUGCGGCGCGACAUGCCGUGGGUGCUCGACCAAUGGACCCCGCUCCGGCACCUGCAGCGGCCAUCCGACCUGACGACGGCGCCGUCGCUGUCCAUCGACGGCGUCGCGUGCGGGCCGUUUCUGACAAAGCCCGCGGAGAUGCUGUACAUCGACCUCUUUCACGACACGUUGGCCGCAAACAUCCGCAAGGCUACCUGGAACCCGCUUGACGAUGGCGUCGAAAUGCACCAGGCGCUCGUCGACGCGUGGCGUGACGCCGUGCCGCAGCUGCCCAUGGACAAAGGCCUCGUGGUGCUCGACGCUACGCCGGCGCCGGGCUGGGCGCGCGAGGGCCACGAAUACACUCUGCAAUGGCUGAUGUUGCGCGGGGCACAGGCUUUCCUGGCUUAUCACAUCGAUGGCAUCGUGGACCUCGUGCGGCGCAUAUACCAGCACUAUGCGGGGAACGUCGAGGUUAUGCUGGCCGGUAGAUAUGAUACGUUCCACAUUCAGUCCUUGCUACGCAUCUGUUUUCUAUUGCGCGACUUCGGUAUUAAGCUUCCAGAGGGGAGACAAGUAAAGUUUUCGAACAGUUUGCGGGUGAGGCGGAAGACGAUCCUUUACGCCGUGCAUAACCUGGCGCCAAGGAAGGGGACGCCAGAGGUGGAGGACUGGUCGCAGGCGAUGAGGCUGGCACCGCUAAGGAAGGUCAAGUGGUCGGAAAAGGCGGCCUGGCUCUUCCAAGACCUCAGCACCGUGGGGGGCAGCUUGGACAAAUUGACGGAUGACAUGCGAAAAUUGGCUGAAGUAAUGGUCGAUGAGCACGGGACCACUGUUACAAUUACGGAAUGGACACAGCUUCACCUUUCGCGUCGCAGGCUAAUACGCCAUAUGGCAAGAGAUAUGGGACUGCGGGUGAAGUCGGAAGGCGAGGGCGAGAAUAGGUACGUCGUCAUCUCCAAGGAGUCCGUUUAA